UCGUUUUGGGAUUAAAAUUUAGCAAUUGAAAAAAAUCCCCGUCUGUUGAAUUUCAUAUCGAUUUCACCUAUUUUCAAGGUUUCGUUUAGUAUCAAUCGGAAACAAGUUGGAAUCGCAGCACUGAACUCCACCGCCAGUCACAAACUCCGUCCAGGUUGUGUAAGAUUCCUGAACUUUACUUUCUUUCACAAUGGCUAACAAAUCUAAAGAAGAACCUAACACUGCUCCCAAACCUGAUACAUGGUACAAUCUCACGUUAGGACCUUCUUUCAAAGAUGAUUCCGCUAACAAAUACUGCACUCUCCGAUAUGAAUUUAAGCCGGCUUCAGUUGAUAAGACUAAGCCAGGAUUGCUACGCAAGACCAAAGAGAAUAGAGUUUCUGUGGAGUUUCAGAACAACCAAGUUGGAAAACCCAAGGUGACGUUUGAGGGAAAUAGCGAGGAAUACAAGGAAAAUGAUGCUGUCUUGUUCUUUGAUGGUCGUACACUUCGAUUGGAGCGGCUUGAUAGAGCUGUAAAGCAACUGCGCCAUCUUCGAAUGCCUGGGGAGUCUUCAGCUGUUGCUUCUGGAACUCCAUCUGGACCAGCUUUGGAUCCUCGGUCAUCCCCCAUUGGGAAGACUGUAAAACCAGCAUCUUUUGGCAGUGCCCGGAGCUCAAAUCAAGCUGUUGCAGUUGAAGUGGAACGUAUUGAUACGGGUGAACCUGAAAAUUCUGACAUCAGAUCUGGUUCCAAGAGGUCAUAUGAUCAACUAAAUGAACCACCGCCUGUUUCUAUUACCUCACCAGCUGCCAUAGAUGAAGCUGAGGAACAUAGAGAUAUAGACAUUGAUGACCUAUUUGGAAGUGGAACACCUGAGAAUGACAAUAACGUUGAAGAAAAGGAUAAUGUUGGAUUUGACAUGAAUGUUCCAAUCACUGAUGAUGAGAUUGCUGAUGUGGAUGAUAGUGGGGACGAGGUGGACAAAGGACCCAAUGCCGCUGAAGCUCUCAGAGACCUUGUGAAUGCAGAGGGAGCCCAUGUGAAUGCAGAGGGGAAGGGCGAAGAAUCAUCUUCUUCUAGCAGCAGCAGUGACAGUGGAAGCAGUAGUGGUAGUGACAGUGGAAGCAGUAGCGGCAGUGAUAGUGGAAGCAGCGAUGACGACUCAGUUACCUCAAUAUAAAAUCGUACAACCAUGAUUUUUUUUGUCUUCUUUAUUUUCCUUUUAUCAUCUAUCGUUUUUGUUGCAAAUAAUCCAAUGUAUAUAAUGUGUUUAUUAAGCCUGGGUUAGAAGAGUGUAGAUUCUAAAAGGUUGAGAAUUUUGUUAUUUCCGACAAAAUAUGUUGUUGGAGGAAUCUUGCAGUAAAAAAUUGAUUCCUGUAUAGGUAAAACUAAUUUGUAUCCCUAACUGCUAAAUAUUAGGUUUUGCUUAGAGUAUCUUUGAUUAA
This is a messenger RNA of Vicia villosa (hairy vetch), 1427 nucleotides long. RefSeq names its product suppressor protein SRP40-like. Bases 191 to 1162 code for a protein of 323 amino acids. Gene Ontology annotation, biological process: positive regulation of DNA-templated transcription; regulation of transcription elongation by RNA polymerase II. Lineage: Eukaryota; Viridiplantae; Streptophyta; Magnoliopsida; Fabales; Fabaceae. Gene Ontology annotation, molecular function: transcription elongation factor activity. The transcript is spliced from 5 exons. Gene Ontology annotation, cellular component: super elongation complex. The record is from RefSeq and is a predicted model, not a curated record.